AUUGGAUAUUAUUCAGGUAAAAUAAUAGAUAUAGUUGUUAAAAGUGCCUACUGUAAACUGUGUGAAACUUGGAAGAAGAAACUUGAUACAGAAGAGUAUAAUGAAUGGUACGAAGAACAUAAAAAUACUUGCACUGCAAAUCAUGCUGGUUCCUCAGGGAAAAUGGAAGUUGAUUCAGUCGUUGAAAUGUUCAAACGUUCAUUGGAAAAACUCGGAGUCAUCUAUAAAAAUUAUAUCGGAGACGGUGAUUCCAAAACGUACUCGGGAAUUUUAAAAGUUAAACCUUAUGGUGAUGAGGAAGUUGUAAAGAAAGAAUGUAUUGGACAUGUACAGAAACGAAUGGGUACGAGACUUCGAGAUUGUGUAAAAAAAAAUGUUGAGACUGUUGAGAAUGCGAAAGGAAAAAAAAUACAAAAGAAAACUCUCGGUGGAAAAGGAAAACUCACUGGAAAGAUGAUCGAUAAGUUAACAGUUUACUAUGGCUUAGCAAUACGUAGAAAUUGUGAUUCCAUUGAGAAAAUGUAUAAUGCUAUCUGGGCCACAUAUUAUCACUAUUGUUCAUCUGACCAAAAACCUCAGCACGACAACUGUCCGAGUGGACCAGACUCAUGGUGCAGCUGGCAGAGGGCUGCUGCUGCCAAUGAAGUAUCUACUUUCGAACAUGAUUAUGAGCCACUACCUGAUGAUGUUGCUGAAGCUAUACGUCCGAUUUUUAUAGACCUCAGCAAUAAAAGUUUAUUGGAAAGAUGUGUCGGUGGUUUUAACCAAAACAACAACGAGAGUUAUAAUCAACUGAUUUGGAAAAUCUCUCCCAAAAUUGUUCCGGCAGGCUCGAAAACUGUAGAAACCGCUGCAUACAUAGCUGCUGGCGUCUUUAAUGAAGGAAUGGCUUCAUUAUUAUAUUAUAUGAAUGCAAUAGGAAUUACACUUGGACCCAACGCACAUUUAUAUGCCGAAAAAGAAGAUGAGCAGCGCGUGAACAUCUCCGACCGCAGAGCGCGCGAUAGCACCCGAGAUGGAAGAAUGGCUCGCAGACAACAUCAGCUCGAGUUAUUGGAAGCUAAUGAAUCAGCAGAAGGUCUCUUAUAUGGGCCUGGAAUAGAUGACACCAUAUGAUCCAGUUCAGAGAUAGAGUGGUCACCGCAAGACGUCUUUUUUUAGAGGACCUCCUGGAGAUCGGCUGUAGCUCUUCUCCAGAGAAAUAUUUUUACUAAUAAUAAGCACUAAAAUGUUGUUGAAUAAUACCAUAAUAAGUAUGUAAACUUUUGGAAUCAAUAAAUUUUAACGGCUUCUCAAAAAAAAUUCCUAAAAAUUCGCUUUUUUUCGACCCAUUAACUGUAUAUAACCC
Molecule: messenger RNA, 1348 nt
Organism: Galleria mellonella (greater wax moth)
Lineage: Eukaryota; Metazoa; Arthropoda; Insecta; Lepidoptera; Pyralidae
Exons: 2
Coding region: 163-1116 (317 amino acids)
Source: RefSeq, a predicted model, not a curated record